UGUCGACGAACAAGGACGCGUACCAUCUACUGAGCGGGAAGAGGCAUCCAUCGAUGUGCCAGCCCCUCGUGGACGCCGGUUCUCGUUCGAUGAUUUUUCUGUGCGUUUUGAGGUGUCUAGUGGCUCGCAGGAUGAUGUUGGGGUCGGUCAUUUUAUCCAAGAGGACGAUGACGAGGAUCAUUUGUCCAUUGCAUCUUCGCGGCCACACUCCACUCAGCUCGUCAUAUCUCACGACGACCGAGGGGAGGAUGUGGAAAUGUCCUUGCCAGUAGUGGCGAGCGGCAUGCCCGGCGGUUUGCUAUCAGCAAGUGAAGUGUCUAGAGAUAAAAGUGCGACGGUGGACCCUAUGGAUGUGAACUUGGAUUCUGCAGUGGUUUUUGUUUCAACGGACAAUGGUCCACUUCCUGCGUUGAAUUCAGAGGCCGCACGUUCUCAACAACAUGAUAAAAAGCCUGCAGAGGUCUCAACGACUGCCUCGUCGAUACCUCCCGAGCCGCAACCUGUCUGCUCCGAUUCCACUUUACAUUCUAACCUAUCAUCGUCUCUCUUGUCUACAGAAGCGCCUCCCGGCAAAUCAGUAGAACAUUCACACUCAGCCAAGGUCGUGUCACUCGCACCCCAAAAGGAACUCGAGGAAAAUAUUGAAUUUAGUGCAUCUACACAAAAUAUGGAAAUUUUCGACAUGGUCAAUCCUCUCGCAUCUACUUCCACUGAUUCCAGUUCCCCCUCACAACUACCAGUACCUUUGCCACGCGAAACAUCGGCAUACGAACCGUCGGCGGACAAGAUUGCACAUGAAAUGAACUUGCGAAGGCUCGUUCAUGAAAGUAAGCAGAACAAGGCGAAUGCUCGUGGCGUAACGUCCUCCUCUUCCAUGUUCACUGAUCCUGCCACACUUCCCCCUACCCCAUCUGCUGUCAACGGUGAUGUUGCCCUUGCGCAACCCAGUCCCACCGUUUCGUCAGCAACGUUUGUUCUGCCUUUUUUAGAAUUUUAUUGACACUGAUUUUCGACUAGGAGCUUGGAAGAACUUGCUGUCACGUUCAUUU
Messenger RNA from Suillus subaureus, 1049 nucleotides. RefSeq lists its product as uncharacterized. The transcript has a single exon. Lineage: Eukaryota; Fungi; Basidiomycota; Agaricomycetes; Boletales; Suillaceae. The record is from RefSeq and is a predicted model, not a curated record. Bases 257 to 1000 code for a protein of 247 amino acids.